AUGCCUGUACACUUGAGGGUCUUCGGGUCGCCGCAGCUGCUGCAUCGCCGCAGUAAGAGGAGCGGCAAACAGCAGACACCCCGAUCUGCUGCUGCAGCAAGUGCAGCAGAUGAAGCAGCUGCUGAUUCUUCAGGGCCCCCGAGGUCCCCACAACAACCCAACACUUUCUACCCUGAUGACUCCCCCCAGCUGCUGCUGCCGCAGCAGCAGCGCAAUAAGGGAACAGGUGCUGCUGCUUCGAGCACCUGGAUGCAUCCCCUGCAGGUCAGCUGCCUGGUGUCUGCAUCUGCUGUUUCUGCUGUUGCUGCUCCUACGAGCCGCAUUGCUAUUGCUGCCUGGGCGGGUGUUCCACCUGCUGCUGCUGCUUCUGCUGUACCUGCUCCUGCUGCUGCUGGUUUUUGUGGUGGUGCUGCUGGUGCUGGUGCUGCUGCAGGUGACAGGGCUACUUACAUGAUCUUCAUUGCUAAUCUCUUUGCCUUUGCUGCUGCUGCUGCAGUAUAUAUAAAUCCUCAUGACUUGCAUCGGCUGCAUGCGCUGCAGGCAACUGCAGCAGCUGAAGGUUUCCCCACACCAGCAGGUUCCCCACAAUAUAAUGGAGGGAGGGACGGCAAUACUGCAGCAGUAGCAGCAGCAGGUGCCGCUGCUGGUGCCGCUGAGAAGGAUGGUGAGCAGAAAGCAGACAAGAGGCGGAUGCGGGGGGGGCCCCAUUGGCAUCGGAGGGCCCCCCAGAGACCUGCUGCAGAAGCACCCAGCAGCCGCCGCCGCUAUAAGAGAGUAUUGAAUCUAACAGGGAGAAAGCAUGGAGCAGCAGCAGCAGCAGCAGAUGACGCAACGGAUGCAACAGCAGGAGCCAGCGGUUCACCCCAAUCGCCACAAGCGGAAGAAGGAGUCACAGAAAUGCAGGCAUUAGCAGCAGCAAAGGGACAGCAGCAACAGCCACCGCUGGACCCUUCAGACACAGCAGCACCACACGAGGCAUCCCCUGCUGCUGUUGCAUCUAAACCCAAAAGGCACAACAUUUUCAAGGUUUUCCUGCCAUCCCGGAGAACUGAGCAGCAGCUGCAGCAGCAACAGCAGCAGCAGCAGCAGCAACAGCAGCAGCAACCGGAGGGCCCGCAGCAAGAACAGCCGCAGCAGGAACAGCAGCAGCAAGACGUGCAGGCUGCAGCAGAGCUGCAGCAAAACCCAGCAGCAGCAGCAGCUCCCCCAUCUGUAGCUGCUGCUACUCUUCCUAAAAGCCAAUUAGAAGCAGCAGCAGACAAGCAGGAGGAGACACAAGGAAGCCCUGCCCCUUUAAAAUCCCCUAGGAGGCAGCGCCUGUCAAUGAGGCAUCACAAGCAGCAAAAGCAGCAGCAGAAGCAGCAGCAGCAGCAGCAAAAGGAGGAGGAGGAGCAGCGGCAAAAGGAGGAGGAGCAGCAGCAGCAAGAGCAGCAAACCGAAAAUGAAAUGCUGAUAGUUGAAGCACUCGAAGUGCCCUUACAUGAUCAGCAGCAGCAACAGCAGCUGCCACAACAACAGCAGCAGGAGCAGCAGCAAGAGCACCAGCAAGGGCAACUGCAGGAGCAACAGCAGCAGCAAGAAAAGCUGCAGCAAGACAAGCAGCAGCAAGAACAGCAGCUGCAAGAAGAGCGGCAGCAAGAACAACAGCAAUGUCGCAAGAAGCAGUCAGAACAGGAACAAGAACAGCAGGAGCAACAACAGCAGCAACACGAGCAGCAGCAGCAAGAUCCGCAGCAAGAGCAGCAGCAACAGCAGCAAAACAAACACCACCACCGCCGCAUUCAUUCUGUUAGGCGGGCACGCAACCCCACAAAUGUAGGAUCGUUUGUUGCACUAGACAGCAGCAGCAGCAACAACAACAACAAAAAUAACAGCAACAAUAACAGCAACAAUCACCACCACCACCACCACCGCAACAGCAGCAGUAACAGAAGCAGCAGCAAGAAGGACAAAACCGACGGAAGCAGCAGCAAACGCCGCAGAACAAAAGGCCCCCAGAGCCCUCCGGUGCAGCAGCAGUGUCCAGAUGACCAGCAGCAGCAGCAGCAGCAAGAGCAGCAGCAGCAGCAAGAGCAGCAGCAGCAGCAAAAGGAGCAGCACCACAUCCAUCUACCGUUGCUGCGGCGGCAGAGGGCUACCCGUUUUUCGUCUUUGCAUUCACAGCAGCAGAAGCAGCAGCAGCAGCAACAGCAGCAACUGCUGCAUGAGGGGUCUGCGCAGGCAUAUGAUUCUUUGGGCCUUCCUGUGUAUGACCAGCUUCCGCAGCAAGGGUCUCAUGCAAUGGAGCAGCAGCAAAGGCAGGAGGAGCUGCAGCAGCAGCAACUAGGAGCAGCAGCAGCUGUUGCUGCUCAGCAGCCGAUGCUGUCAUCUCCUCGGGUGUCUCUGCUUGAGCGUCAGGCCUCCCUUAUACAGAGACACCGCGAGCAGCAGGAGAAUCGCAGGCAGCAGCAACAGCAGCAACAGCAACAGCAGCAGAUGAAGAGCCGCAAAUACGUAGGACCGCAGCAGCGGCUGUUAGCUGUUGCUCCUCAGAAUGCUAGACGCAGCGCUGAUGACAUAAGGGUAUCGCUGCCACGGCGGCAGUUGCUGCUGCAGCAGCAAGAGCAGCAGCUGCAGCGGCGAGAGCAGCUGCUGCAGCAACGAGAGCAGCUGCUGCAGCAGCAGGAGCUGCAGCGGCAGCAAGAGCAGCAGCUGCUGCAGCAGGAGCUGCAGCGGCAGCAAGAAGACCUGCAGAAGAGGCAGGAGCUGCAGCGACAGCAGGAGCAGCUGCUGAAGCAGCAGGAGCUGCAGUGGCAGCAACAGCUGCAGCAGCAGCAAAUGCAGCAGCAGCAGCGGGAAGCAACUACACCGCUGCAAACAGCACAGCAGCCGCAAAACGACUUGAAACAGCCGCUGCAGCACAUGGAGCCGCAGCAGCAGCAGCAAACCCAAGAACAGCAGAACCAAUGCCAGCAACAACAACAACACGAGCAGCAGCAGCUGUUGCUGCUGCAGCAGCUGCAGCAGCUGCAGCCAUGGCUAUUUGAAGCAGCUGCAGCAGCAGGACCUCGUACCAUGCAAAGCUUUCCUGCUUCCCCUCGUUUGUCGCUGGUGGAGAGACAGUCGCUGCUGCUAGUGCAGCAGAAGCAGCAGCAGCUGAAGCAACAACUGCUGCGGCUGCAGCAGCAGCAGCUGCUGCUUCAACAGCAGCAGAAACAAAUAAGGAAAGCGCACUCUAGCCGUCAUUUUGUUAAACAAGGAAGUCCUUUGCUGUCACGUCUCUCCUCCGAUAGCUCCCCCUUUCUGCCUAGACAGCAACAGCAGCAGCAGCAGCAUCUGCGAACGUACAACAGUCUACCCUCGCCGCCGCCGCCGCCGCAGCAGCAGCAGCAGCAGCGACUGCAGCAGCAGCAGCAGGAGCAGCCUCGUAGGGCCUCAACAUUCCCUGUAUCGUCAUCUUCUGAUCGUCUCUCUCUUGUGGACAGACAAAUCUCGCUGCUGCAGAGGCAGCGGGAGGAGCGGCUGCAGCAGCAGCAGCGCAAGCGGGAGCAAGAGCUGCAGCAGCAGCAGCAGCAGCAGCAGAAGCAGCAGCAGCAACAGCAGCAUGUGCCGCUGCAGCAAUUCACCCUACGCAAGCCAACUAACUCCUACCUAGCCCUUGCAAGAGCUUCAGUAGCAACAAUAAAAAGGGCAAGGGAAGCAGGUGCUGCUGCACUAAGAGCAGCAGAAGCAGCAGCAGCGAGCCGCGUAGCCUCGCAGCACCAGCAGCCGCACCAGCAGCCCCUGUUGAGGCAAGCCUCUGCUGCUGGUGCCGCGCAACACGGAAUGCAUGAGGAGCAGCUAAGGAGGAGGGGUGGCAAUGCAACCUCGGAAGUAGCAGCAGCAGCAACAGCAUCUGGUGCUGCUGCAGCAGCAGGUCGUGGGGCACCUCCUCCUCAAGAGAGUACCCCUAAGGAAGCAGAACCGAACACAGCAGCAGCAGCAGCAGCAGCAGGCCAUGAUGACCGUACUCCGCUAGUAAGCGCGAGGUCUACCCCACAGGAUGCAGACAGGCUCAGAACGCCACGAGGAGACAGUCCAGUCUCUUUCCAGCAGCAGGAGGAGCAGCAGGAGGAGCAGCAGCAGCAGCAGCAGCAGCAGCAACAGUCGGGUGAUGCAGCAGGUAGGCAUACUGCAACAAACGAUACAGCGUGCAACACGGAGGAUAUAUAUGAAGAAGCAGCAAAUGCUGCUACCUUAUCAGCUUCUGUUGCUGCAGCAGCAGCUGCUGCAGUGGCCGCUGCAGCACCGACCACCCCACAGCAGCGAGAAACUGCCACUAAAGCUGCUGCUGCUGCAGCAGCAGCAGCAUUCGGAAAAGCUAUUUCCCCUGCUGCAGCACAGCCUCAACCGUUUCCUGAUGAUGAGGACCCAACAAGCCCGCGUGACACUUCAACUCCCGCUGCAGCAGCCGCAGCAGCAGCUGCUGCAGCAGCCGCAGCGGGAGUGCUGCAGCCAUCUAUGCUUAGGGGCAGCAGCCCUCUAAACCCUCGGGGGAGGGAGCAGCAGAAGUCUCCGCUGCAGCAGCAGUUCACCAGCGUCAACAGCCGCAGCAGCAGCACCAGCAGGAACGGCAGGGUUUCCCCUGAGGCUCCGGCUGCCUCUCGCUUCUCUCCGUCCCCUACGGCAUCCGCAGCAGCAGCUGCCGGAGCAGCAGCGGGUGCUGCCGCCGCCGCCGCAGCAGCAGCAGCAACGGCAGCAGCAGCAAGCCUAGAAGCAACAGAAGCAGUAGCAUUAGAGCUAGAAGACUCGACAGGUGCUAUACAAAAUGUAUCCGUGAAGCAAGGGGAAUCUGCUGCUGCUGCUCUGCACGCAUUUUGCGUGCAGCAAGGCAUUCCUGCUGCAGGAGAGCAGCAGCUGCAGCAAGCCCUAGCAGCAGCUCAGCAGCGGCUGCACGAGCAGCAGCAGCAGCACAGCGAAGCCUCCAAAUCCCCAAGCCAAUACACAAACAAACAGCAGGAGAAGCAGCAGCAGGAACAGCAGCAGCAACAGCAGCGGCAACAACAGCAGCAGCCAGGGCAGCAGCAGCAGCAACAGCAGCAGCAACAACUGCAGCAACAACUGGAGGAAGAGCUGCAGCAGCAACUGCAGCAACAGCAAAUUGCUGCUGUUGCUGCUGAAUUAGCGGAUUUAGACAUGGAGACAGAAGACACACCUUGGGAUGCCUCUUUGCCUGCGUCUCUCUUUCAAGAGGAUGAAGUUGUCUUGCUGCGGCCCCCGCAGCCGCAGCAGCAGCAACAACAACAACCGCAGCAGUCAGGGCAGCAGCAGCAACAACAGCAGCAGCAACAACAAGAGCACCAGCAGCUGCAGCAGGAGCAGAAACCUAGCCAGCCUGCGCUUGUUCCAAGCCCGGUGGGGCACCCACAAUCCGUGCAACAGCAGAAAGAGCAGCAGCAGCAGCAGAUGCCAUCGGAGACGCAGAAGCAAAGAGGAUUGCUGCAGACACCCCAACGGCUCCAGCAGCUGCUGCCGAGGCCGCGCAGCCGCAGCCUCCAUACGAUUCUGGUGCAUCAGCAGCAGCAACAGGCUUUGCUUCAGCAGCAGCAGCAACAGCAGACUUUGAUGCAGCAGCAAAAACAACAGGCGUUGCUGCAGCAGCAGCAACAACAGGCUCUGCUGCAGCUGCAACAGCAACAACAGGUGUUGCUGCAGCAGCAGCAGCAGCAACAAGCGUUGCUGCAGCAACACCUUCAGAGUCCCAGCUACAAAGGCAGCAAACUGCAGCAAACACCUUCUGCUUCCCCUGACCCGCUGUUGCUGCAGAUGCAUGCAGCUGUACCUCAGCAGCAGAUGCAGCAGCAGAUGCAGCAGCAGCAGCCUCUGCAGCUAUCACCUCAGCAGCCGCCCUUGCAGCCACAGCAGCAGCUACUUCAGCAGUCACCUGAACCAUCACAGCAGCAGUCGUUGCAGCAGCCGUUGCAGCAGCCGCUGCAGCAGCAACCACAGCAGUCUGUGCCGCAGUCGCCUCAGCAGAAAUUGGAGCAGCAGCUGCAGCAGCCUCUGCAGCAGUCACCUCAGCAGCAACCACUGCAACAGUCGCUGCAGCAUUUACUACAGCAGCCACAGCAAAUAGCCCCGCAGCAGCUACACCAGCAGCAGCAGCAGCAGCAGCAGCCAGAGCCAUGGUAUAGUCCAGUGGAGCAGACAGAAGCUGCGUCGCUGCAGCAGCGGCAACCAGACAUGAGCGAUAUUAGCUGCUGUGUAACUCCACAGAAGCAGCAGCAGCAGCAGCAGCAGCAGUUGCAGCAAGACGGGGCAUCAGCCUCCCCACCUUUCCUACUGCCGAGCUGCCGACCGCAGCAUUCCUCGUGGCAGCAGCAGCAACAGCAGCAGCAGCAACUGCUGCUGACACAACUGCAACUGCCGCAGCAGCAGAAGCAGAAGCAGAUGCUGGCUCCAACACAGCAGGAACUGCUGCAGGAUCAACGCCAGCGAGCACAGCAGCAGCAGUUGCUGCUGCAGUUGCAACAACAGCAACAGCAACAGCAGCAGCAACUGCAGCAGCUUCAGCAACAGCAGCUGCAGCAGCAGCUGACACAAGAGCAUUCGUGCUGCAGCUAUCUCGGUAUUGAGAGUCCCAAGGCCUUCGCUUCUCUGCAGCCUUCUUACAAUAGCACCAACAGCAGGAGCAGCAGCAGCAGCAGCAACAGCAACAGCCCCCUUUUCUUAUCUCCUCGUUCAGCGACUGCACACGCGCUGCUUCCCGAGAUGCAACAGCAGCAGCAACAGCAGAAGGAGCUGCAACAGGCCCUUUCUUUGCUACAGCAGCAGCAGCAGCAAAGGAAGAGGGGUAAAGGUAAGAAGGAGCAUCAGCACAAGCAGCAGGAGCAGCAACAGAGGCUGCUACAUCUGUUGCAGCGGCAGCAGCGGCACCUGCACCGGUCAGAGAGCGCAGCAAAGAAACAAAAGCGGCUGCUGCUUGAGCAGCAGCAGCAACAACGCGCAGCACGGCUGCAGCAGCAGGUGCAGCAGCUGCACCGACAGGUGCGGCGGCUACUGCGGCAGCACCAAGGGGAGCAGCAGCUGCUUCUGCAGCAGCUUCAGGGGGGGAAAGAGCAGGAGCAGCAGCUGGAGGGUCUGCAGGCGCAGCAGCAGCUGCUGUUGCAGCAGCUGCUGCAGCAGGACGCCAAUGUCAUGAGGGCGUUGGAUAUGCUACAAGAGCUGCAGACAACAGCAGCAGCAGCAGCAGCAGCUGCUGCUGCUGCUGACACCCCCACAAUGCAGCAGCAAGAUGUCCUACUGACGCCUCGAACGCAGCAGCUGCAGCUGCAGCAAAGACAGCUGCUGCAGCAGCAGCUGCAGCAGCAGCAGCAAAUGUUAGAGCAGCGGACUCAGCAGCUAUGGCAGGAGCAGCUGCUGUUGCAGCAGCGGAGAGAAGAGUAUCAGCGACAGCUGCUGCAGCUGCAGCUGGAAAUGCAGGUGCAGCCGCCGCAGCAGCAGCAGCAGCAAUCAGGGCUGCAGCAAACUGUUAAGCGGGUGCUGCAACGCAUUGGGGUUGCUGCUUCAGACAACACAGCAGCAGCGGACGCAGCGAAGGCUACUGCAGCACAGACACAGGCGCUGCAGGCAAGAGCCCUUCAAUGGAGGGGCCUCGUUGAGCAGCAGCGGCGCUGCCAGCUGCUUCAGCAACAGCAGCAGCAAGAUAUCCUGCGGCAGCAGAAGCAGCAGCGGCUGCUGCACCUCGCAGAUGUGCUGUCAGCAACAGCAGGUAAGAACCCGCAGCAGAUACACCAGGCUGCCCGCAGCAGCAGCAACAGCAGCCGCCGCAUGCGACCAAGGCGAUACUAUGACGCAGAGAGCAGCAGCAGCAGCAGCAGCAGUAGUAGUAGUAGUAGCAGCAGCAGCAGCAGCACGACUCCUAGCAGCAGCUGCAGCAGCGAGCUGCCAGACGCAGCCUUUACACCCAAAGUGCGGCAGCAGCAGCAGCAGCAGCAGCAGCAGCUGACGCUGCUGGCUUCGGGUUGA
Molecule: messenger RNA, 7986 nt
Organism: Eimeria maxima
Lineage: Eukaryota; Apicomplexa; Conoidasida; Eucoccidiorida; Eimeriidae
Exons: 6
Coding region: 1-7986 (2661 amino acids)
Source: RefSeq, a predicted model, not a curated record